Messenger RNA from Cucumis melo (muskmelon), 1631 nucleotides. Its product is annotated as L-galactose dehydrogenase. The coding region runs from base 209 to 1180 and encodes 323 amino acids. Gene Ontology annotation, cellular component: cytosol. Gene Ontology annotation, biological process: L-ascorbic acid biosynthetic process. The transcript has 6 exons. Gene Ontology annotation, molecular function: L-galactose dehydrogenase activity. The record is from RefSeq and is a predicted model, not a curated record. Lineage: Eukaryota; Viridiplantae; Streptophyta; Magnoliopsida; Cucurbitales; Cucurbitaceae.
UUAAUACACUGUCUCUAAUGGUAGAAUUCAUCAAGAGUGAAGGGAUCCAAUGUGUGUAAAAAUUAUGGAAGGAUCGAAUUUAAUGGCCUAUCUUCAACCUGGUCCCUCAACUUGGCUUUUUUCUUCACAAUCGGAAUCUCUUUUUCACUUCCUUUCCCGGGAAUAUUGAAUUCCAUUCUUCUUACUUCUGUUAGCUUCAUCGGAACCAAUGGCGGUUUCUUAUCCCAAGCUCCCAUUGCGGGAACUGGGAAACACUGGCCUCAAAACCAGCAGUGUCGGCUUUGGUGCUUCCCCUCUAGGCAGCGUCUUCAGCCCCGUUUCCGAGGAGGAUGCCGUCGCCGCCGUUCGUGAAGCAUUCCGUCUCGGCAUCAACUUCUUUGACACCUCCCCGUACUAUGGAAGGAACUUAUCAGAAAAGAUGCUUGGUAAGGGACUGAAAGCUCUAGGAGUUCCAAGGAGUGAGUAUAUAGUGUCAACAAAGUGUGGGAGAUAUGGCGAGGGUUUUGAUUUCAGUGCUGAGAGGGUGACAAGGAGCAUUGAUGAGAGUUUGGCUAGGCUACAACUAGAUUAUGUCGAUAUACUGCAUUGCCAUGAUAUUGAAUUUGGAUCUCUUGAUCAGAUUGUGAACGAGACGAUUCCUGCACUUCAAAAGCUAAAAGAAGCUGGGAAGACUCGUUUCCUUGGUAUUACAGGAUUACCGUUGGAAAUAUUUACGUAUGUGCUUGAUCGAGUACCACCUGGAACCAUUGAUGUGAUUCUUUCAUAUUGUCACUACAGUAUUAAUGAUUCAACAUUGUUAGAUUUACUACCUUACUUGAAGAGUAAGGGAGUUGGAAUAAUCAGUGCUUCUCCUCUAGCAAUGGGCCUUCUAACCGAUCAAGGUCCCCCAGAAUGGCACCCAGCUUCACCGGAAUUAAAGUCUGCAUGUCAAGCUGCGGCUGAUCAUUGUAGAAAGAAGGGAAGAAAUAUUACAAAGUUAGCCAUCCAAUACAGUCUGGUGAACAAAGAUAUUUCAACGGUGCUGGUUGGCAUGAACUCUGUCAGACAGGUGGAGGAAAACGUAGCUGCUGCUGAAGAACUUGCCACAUUUGGGAGGGAUGAGGAAACUCUGUCGGAGGUUGAAGCUAUCCUUAACCCUGUCAAGAAUCAGACAUGGCCAAGUGGAAUCCAAAACAGCUGAUAUUUAAGUCGCUGCUGCUUGGAUAUCAUCAAAGCACUGAGGAUUCGUUUGAAAGAGUUGAUUGUUUUGGAUUUUCUUUCGGUACGAUAAUAAUUACGAGGUGGAGAUCAAAUCUUCAAACUCUUGGAAAUAAAAUCAUGUCAACUCUUGGAAAUAAGAUCCUGUCAAGUAUCGUUGAAUUAAGCUCAUGAAAACUUUCAUGAUUCGAAUUGUUCAAAUUGUAAAUUUUUUUAAUCCAAACGUCUCUUGUUGAGAGAUUUGUGUGAAUAAGACAUCUUGGUCUUUGUCGACUCCUAAACUCUUUUUCUAUGAAGGGAAAUGAAGAGAAUUUAUAGACAAAUUUUGUAUUUAGGUUUGGGUGGUUCCAAGGAAUGCAUCUAAAGGGAAAGUUUUACAUAAAUAUUUGUGCUAGAGCAUGUUUAUAUGGAAAGCUUAGUCCUUGAAGUUUGUA